CUUACCUUUGAUUUCGUUUUAUUUUGAAAAAUAUGUGUUUUCAAAUUUGUGUUUAUUUUUAUGUGAAGAUGAUAAUAUAUUUGAAUUGGUUAAUGCUAUUGUAGUUUAUGUUGUGUUUCGCGUAGGAUUGAUUCGAUUGAAUGAACAUUUGCCUCACGAAAAUAUUUUUGCUGACUGCAUACGCAGUGGGUUUGAGGCAUUGAGCAUCGUCUUGUCGGCCACAUUUCUUCACAUUCUAUCUGGUGUAUAAUUGACAUUUCAGAAAUGGCAAAAGCAAAGGCUGAUGAGAAAAUUCUCAGCUACAAUGAUGUUGUCCUGAGGCGAUCAGACAUUGACAUUCUUAGUGGUCCAUAUUUCCUUAAUGAUCGCAUAAUUGAGUUCUAUUUCAGUUAUCUGACAUCUUGCUAUCCAUCCGAGGACAUCCUCCUCAUACCACCUUCAAUUGCUUUCUGGAUAAAAGAGUGCCCAGAUAUCUCGAGCCUCAAAGAUUUUGUCGAGCCCCUUCAUCUACAGCGAAGGAAGUUGAUAAUAUUUCCCAUAAAUGAUAAUGCUGACGUAAGUAUGGCAGAAGGCGGGAGUCACUGGAGCUUACUUGCAUUCGAGAGAAACGCUAAUGUGUUUGUCCAUCACGACAGCAGUGGAGGCAUCAACAACGCACACGCCAAGCGGGUGUAUAGAGCUGUAAUUUCUUAUACAGCAUCGGAUGCCAAGUAUGUCGAAUGCUCCAGUUCACCAAGGCAAGAUAAUGGUUACGAUUGUGGCCUAUAUGUUACAGCCAUUGCAAGAGUAAUCUGUGAAUGGUAUCAAAAUGACAGACCCAGGGGCACAGACGAUCUGUGGUUUGCUGCCAUUAAGGAGCAGAUUACACCAUCUCAUGUCUCUAAGAUGCGAAAUGAUAUCUUGGAACUAGUAAGAAGUCUAAUGUCUAAGCAGUGAAUUAUGCUGGCUGAAUGGUUGUUAAACAAUGUCACAGCGGACUCAUAACCUGCACUUUGCUUGUAUGCUUCAUGAGUAUUGAUAAGUGCAGAUCUUUUUUGCAAAUGAUGUUUUUGUAGUCUUAAGUUUUUCAAGUUUUGUUUGUGAAACAAGAGUACUGCUCUAGUAGGGUUUUUGGCCUGUUUUAUUCCUCCUCUCGCAUACGCAUACGAGGACACAAUACAGAGACCUGAAGCUUGGAGGGUAGAGUCCCCGCAAAGAGUUCGAUCUGUAUAACCAGACUUUACCUUGUGUUGCAUUAUAUACAGUUUAUAGGUAGAGCCUUAGCCAAGUUUUAAUUUGUAAAGAGAAAAACUCCAAGCACCUGCCAUAUUUGUUCUCCGGAGACAAGAAAGUUAGACCAUCUAUCCCACAUCGGUUUCUGAAAGAAGAAAUAGCGGUAUCGAAUUAUAAAAUGACUCUUUCAGGAUCAAGAAAAGCAUACCUUUCUCGGCCUUUUGGCUAAGAUCAAGUGUAGUAUCUGUUCUUAUCAGUUUAAUAUCUGAUACGUGAGCCAUUGGCUCACAUGAUAUUAAAUUAAUUUUUCGAGGGGGAGAGCCCAUCACGGCAGCUUGCUGCUGGGGCUCUCAAGCGUCGCCUUGGCGUUGCACUAUUUCCUUGGCCUGGCGCACCCCACCAA
This is a messenger RNA of Sesamum indicum (sesame), 1615 nucleotides long. Its product is annotated as Cysteine proteinases superfamily protein. The record is from RefSeq and is a predicted model, not a curated record. Lineage: Eukaryota; Viridiplantae; Streptophyta; Magnoliopsida; Lamiales; Pedaliaceae. Gene Ontology annotation, molecular function: cysteine-type peptidase activity; deNEDDylase activity. Gene Ontology annotation, biological process: proteolysis; protein deneddylation.